UUUUAGUACUCAGCUUUGACAACGCUGUCAGACCUCGAAUGACAGUCAAAAAACAGUGGAGUCACGGCGAAAGAUAAAUUAUCACAAAGUAUCGUAAUUUUCUCAACAAAUACACCAUGAGUGGACCGAUUUUCGGCAAUACAAAUUCAACGGGACUGUCCUCCACCAAUAACAGUCGUCACUUGGUGGAAUUUCGCGCUGGCCGGAUGAAUAUGGUGGGCAAAAUGGUGCAUCCGGACAAUAGGAAGGGGCUCGUGUACGUGUAUCAGUCUGACGAUGGACUUAUCCACUUUUGCUGGAAGGAUCGUACCACAGGCAACACUGAAGAUGAUCUCAUCAUCUUUCCGGAUGACUGUGAAUUCAAGAAGAUUGAGCAAUGCACUUCCGGACGAGUGUAUUUGCUGAAAUUCAAGUCAUCCUCCAGGAAGCUCUUCUUCUGGAUGCAGGAGACAAAGACGGAUAAGGAUGAUGAGUGGUGCCGUCGGAUCAAUGAUGUCAUCAACAAUCCACCCACGAAUAUACCAUCUGGAGGCCGUGGGGCAGACAACAGUGAUCUGCAGUACAUGCUGAAUAAUAUGAGCCAGCAGCAACUGAUGCAGCUGUUUGGUGGGGUUGGUCAGAUUGGUGGCCUGAGUAGUCUCUUUGGGGGCAAUGCACGUUCUUCAGAGAGCUCAUCGGCUCGGAAUACUCCUUCAACUGGCGGUGGUGGCUCGGGAGCUGCCAGUGCCACAGCAGUGACUCCGCCACCGGUCACCAGUUCUGCCAGUCAGCCAGCUGCCCCCAAGAAGACCACGGGCUCAGCCAGAGUCACCAAUAAUGGCACAGCCUCUGAAAGCUCCAAUUCCGCCACGGACAAGACCAAUGUUCUGCUGAGUGAACUUCAGAGUUACCUGUCUGAGUUCUCACCAUCUGGUCAGGCUGCAUCUGGCCAGAGGAAUCGCGGAGCCAAACCUGUGGAAUUGUCAGCAAUCCUCAAUUCUGAAUCCCUCAGCACAAUUUUGACGGAUGAAGAAUGUCGCCAGGGUCUGGAACCCUUCCUGCCCAAGACAGCCGCCAAGGAGCCCGUGGAACAGCAGAUCCGCGACACAGUAGCCUCUCCACAGUUCCAGCAGGCCUUGUCUCUCUUCAACAAUGCCCUGCAGAGUGGGCAGUUGGGCCCAGUUUUCUCCCAGUUCAAUUUGGGCGUGGAAGCUGUGACUGCUGCCAAUGAUGGUGACACAGAAUCCUUCCUUCAGGCCCUGGAAAAGAGCCUCACGUCGUCGUCGGCUGAGAAGGCCGAAAGCAAGGCGACUCCCGAGGAGAAAUGAUGCAAAUGCUGCAGAGGAGGACAGCUUCGCUACAUUUAUCUAUUUUUCUGUUCAAUAUGAGCCCCAUUUGUAAUCUUUUUCUUUUGCUCAAAAUACAAUGAGUUUCGCAACCGAAAAA
Phlebotomus papatasi is the source of this 1425-nucleotide messenger RNA. It is a transcript of the gene Rpn13, whose product is annotated as proteasomal ubiquitin receptor ADRM1 homolog. Gene Ontology annotation, biological process: ubiquitin-dependent protein catabolic process. Gene Ontology annotation, cellular component: nucleus; proteasome regulatory particle, lid subcomplex; cytoplasm. The record is from RefSeq and is a predicted model, not a curated record. Bases 117 to 1307 code for a protein of 396 amino acids. The transcript has a single exon. Lineage: Eukaryota; Metazoa; Arthropoda; Insecta; Diptera; Psychodidae. Gene Ontology annotation, molecular function: proteasome binding; ubiquitin binding; endopeptidase activator activity.